AUUGUCAUUGCAAUGCAAGUAUGCCAUGAAGCCAUGAUUGUCAUGUCAUGUGCGUGAUGUGCGAAAGUGAAAUGAAAUCAUAAAGCAUAGUAUAUAUAUUUUGUGAUUUGGUUAUCAUUGACGUCCAAAAUCUAAUUAAUACUUCUUCAACCGACUAGUUGUUUCAAUAUAAAAACCAAUCAAAAUGGUGCCGGAGUCGGGUCCUCUUGUGACAACGUCGAAGCGGCGCGUGGUGUACCGGCGGAGCACCUGGGCUGUGCACGAGUUCGAGGUGUGGAGCGGCGAGCUGGUGUGCCGUGUGGCCGCGCUGCGCAUGAAGGGCUCCAUGCUGCUGUGGGUUGGCGGCACGAGCGCGGAGCUGGGAGAGCUGGCUUUAGGUCUACCGGUUUCUGAACGGGGCGCGCUGGCGACGUCGCUGAGUGAGGAGAAAGCUGGCGACGGCGCAGCCGGCCUAGCACGGCGACUAGCACUCGCCUUACAGCGUCCAGUUUGGGUGGCUGCAUCACUGCCCUUUGACCGUUUUUCAGCGCCACUUAUUGCACGUGGACUGGUUAAGGAGAUCAAGAGUCGCCCAGAUUUCUUCAAGGAGCCUUGAAGAUAUGGAAAAUAAGUUGAGUGCUUCAGCACUGUUUUGGGGAGAGAGUGAGACUGUGGGAUGAAAUUGGUGUCUAUAUUAGGAGAGCAUUAAUUGGUCUUUGGUCCAUGGUAGAAGAUAUUGUGAAUAUAUUAUGAACUAAGUGUGAAUUUACAAUUAUCCAUUUUGACUACUGUUGAUUAAUAUAUAUUCAUUAAUUGACUCUUAGCUAGAUGAAUCUCUGACUCAAUAUCUCCAAACCAAAUUAGUGAUAUUCAAACUAUAAAAAAAAAAAAAAUUUCAGCUUUAUAAAAAUGGAAGUGGAGUUGUGGGUUUGUACAAUUUAUUGCUAAGAUUUUAUUUAAAUAUUUUAGUUCACCCAUAGGCUAAGGUCUAAUAAUAAAGUGUAAAAAAUCAAAUUAGAAAAAGACCAAGCCUUCCUGAUCCAAAAUUCAUGUGAUUUUUGCCAUUUUGGCACUGUAGCUAGGUUGAUGUUAUUAUAAAAAAAUAUAUUUAAACUCCUUAUAUAUUUAGGAUGUAUUACAUUGUAGUAUAUUAGAAAGUAAACUAUUUUACUCCAUAUUAAUCUGAUACCAUAUGCACUGUUUAAUGGAUAAUAAAAAUAAUGAAUGAAUACUUAAAUAAA
Messenger RNA from Cydia pomonella (codling moth), 1220 nucleotides. RefSeq lists its product as uncharacterized. The record is from RefSeq and is a predicted model, not a curated record. The transcript has a single exon. Lineage: Eukaryota; Metazoa; Arthropoda; Insecta; Lepidoptera; Tortricidae. The coding region runs from base 185 to 595 and encodes 136 amino acids. Gene Ontology annotation, biological process: proteasome assembly.